Molecule: messenger RNA, 664 nt
Organism: Sipha flava (yellow sugarcane aphid)
Lineage: Eukaryota; Metazoa; Arthropoda; Insecta; Hemiptera; Aphididae
Exons: 4
Coding region: 81-587 (168 amino acids)
Source: RefSeq, a predicted model, not a curated record
AUCAAUACAUUUUCAGUCGAUAAAUUAUCAAUUAGUGUAGUGGUUAACCAUAAUUAUAUUACUCAACCGAUUCUGCCAAAAUGAAGUUGUCGUUUUUCUUUUUGUUUGUAUCAUCAACGUUAGUUGCCCAGAUAUCUUCUCAUGAAGUCUCCGAAUUCGAGCACGUGAGUAAAAACAUAAUCCAUUCCGUAUACCACCUGCUAGAAUUACCCGCCUUAGAACUGGACAAUACGGUGCCUGGAAAAUCGUUGAAAAAUAAUAUAAAAAUGCUUUUGCUAGGAUUUUCAAUUGAUGGACAGUGGUUCGGGAAGGAAAUGAAUAAGUUCUUAAAUAAUUUGUUGACACCGGAAAUGAAAACAAUCAAAGAAAGUGUAUUAGAAAAUCUGUCAUCUCUGUCACCAGUAAAAAGCCCGGCAAAAGCUAUGAUGAUAUCCAGGGAUUUGUUAAAUGAUUCGUUUUAUAAAUUGCCCGAAGAUAUACAGUUUAAGGUAUUAAGUAUAGGACAUGAUAUUGAUGAACUAUUAAGACAAUUGAAGGAUAAAUAUGUUGACUAUCGUGAACUAAAGAAAGAACACAAAACUACGUAAUAAUAGUCAAUAAGCAAAUAUACAAUAUUAUAAACCUUUAGUUAGAAUAAAAGAUAUGUGAGUGGAAAAAGAACAUA